CCUCACACUCACACACCCACACACACACACCCACACACACACACACACCGAGGAGAGGGAGAAAACAAGAAGCUAUCAUGACGCCAUGGCUGCAGGCUGGAGCACACUCACAUGCUGACUGUCAAAAUGCAAGGUUGCAGCGGAGCCUUCAUUAAGUGAAAGUUCACUUGUUAUUGUCUUUACUCCACUCAUUUGUAAGGAAACAUAUCUCCGACCAAAGGAUGACUUAAAGAAGCAGAAAUUAAGGGACAGCAUCAAUGCAUAUUAAAUGUUUUACCCAUUCAUACGGAAUGGAUUGAAAAAAAGUGACGGGGAGUUGGCUGUAGUCAACACUUGGCACCACAAGAAGCCAACCCCAGCUAAACCCUCAGCCUGACCCCUGUCUGAGGCGGAGAACAAGGGGUGUGUACGGAGAUCAAUUCCACUCGGGCAGUGGGUCGCUGAUGGAGGCCCACCAACACUCCCCAGACAGCAGCAGUGAAGAGUGUACCGUCCUGGAGGCGCCGCCCGGCAAAAACGCCUGCCUGCAGCACGCAGGAAAGGUGUCAGAUCUCUACUGCUCCGCCUGUGACUGUGCCUUGUGUGAAGACUGUGUGCCGGGACAUGAAGAACACCCAAAAGUCCCUCUCAGCCAGGCUCUGGAGCAGCAACGCCGCACCUUGCGAGAGAGACUGGCCGCUGUUCAGAACAGACUCCCUCAGCUGUCCGACGCGCUGUCAUUUGUUAAAGAGAUCCUCCAGCAGUUGAACACUCAACGGGCGUCCAUAGAAGAGGACGUCCAGUCUAGUAUCGAAGACCUGCACAAACAGUUGGAUGUUCGAAAGAGUGUCCUGUUGAUGGAGCUGGAGGUCACUUAUGGCCUUAAACAGAAGGUUCUUCAAGCCCAGGUAGAAAACCUCACACGAGGAGAAGGGGACAUUACGUCCGUCUGCACUGAGACGGAGGAGGUCCUGGCCGGGGAGGCAUGUGUGGCCAAUUUACAAGUGCAACAAGAUCUUUGCGAACGCCUCAGCGAGCUGGCAGGUCGAGGCCUGCCGUGCCAGCCUGAGGAAAACGACCAGCUGGAUCUGGUGAUGGAGACUGACGGGCUGAGGAAGUCGAUCCAUAACCUGGGGACAAUUGUCACGACCAGUGCCGUCGCAAGCCAAAGUGAAGCCAUGGGUGCCGGUCUGGAGCAGUGCGUGGUGGGACAUCCUGCUUCUGUCACUAUAGUCACCAGAGACAAGUCUGGGGGGGCCUGCAAGAGCGGCAAUGCAAUUCUUUCAGCAGAGGUGUUUACCCCAGAUGGUAGUAUAGUGGAUGGAGAAAUAGUCGACCACAAGAACGGGACUUAUGAAUUUGUCUACAUGGUGCCAAAAGAGGGUGACUUCUCAUUGGCUCUUCGCUUGUAUGACCAGCACAUCAAGGGAAGCCCCUUUAAGCUGACGGUUGCUCGGGCCCUGGAGACAGACAUAGAGGUGUCUCCAUCCACCACCACAGCCACCAACUCGGCAGCCAAUGCCACACCCUCUACAGGAUCCUCUGAGGGGGCAAAAAGGCGAGGGAAGUCUCCAGGCCAAAAGAAGAAAGGCUCAAAGAGAGCCAGCAGUGCACUGGGGACUCCAAGACGAAAAACUCAGAAUCCCAUUGAAGAUGACCUCAUCUUUAGAAUUGGCACCAAAGGUAGAAACAAAGGAGAAUUCACCAACCUACAGGGUGUGGCAACCUCCUCCUGUGAAAGGAUUCUGAUUGCUGACAGUAACAACCAGUGUAUUCAGAUAUUUUCCAAUCAAGGAGAAUUCAAAAAUCGUUUUGGGGUCCGCGGACGGUCGCCAGGGCAACUGCAAAGACCAACAGGUGUCGCGGUGCACCCAAGCGGUGACAUCAUCAUCGCUGACUAUGACAACAAGUGGGUCAGCAUCUUCUCCAGUGAAGGAAAGUUUAAAGCCAAGCUCGGGGCAGGUAGACUGAUGGGACCAAAGGGAGUGUCAGUGGAUCAGAACGGUCAUGUGAUCGUCGUUGACAACAAGGCAUGCACCGUUUUCAUCUUCCAGCUGACUGGGAAGCUCAUCAGCAAGUUUGGGAGUCGUGGAAAUGGAGAUAAGCAGUUUGCAGGUCCACACUUUGCAGCAGUGAACAAGAACAACGAAAUAAUAGUCACCGACUUCCAUAACCACUCCGUCAAGGUUUUCACGCCAGAAGGGGAACUGGUUUUAAAAUUUGGGUCAAACGGCGAGGGAAACGGCCAGUUCAACGCCCCUACUGGUGUUGCGGUGGACCUGAAUGGAAACAUUAUUGUUGCUGACUGGGGCAACAGCAGAAUUCAGGUGUUUGAUGGCAGUGGCUCCUUUCUUUCUUACAUUAACACAUCAGCAGACCCUCUGUACGGGCCUCAGGGUCUGGCUCUGACCUCUGAUGGACACGUUGUCGUCGCGGACUCUGGAAACCAUUGCUUCAAAGUCUAUCGCUAUCUACAAUAAUGAUUGUUUGGACUAAAGCGGAGAAGGGAGAUUGUGGCUUCAGGAGUGCUGCAUGAAGAGGAGACGCCAGUGAUUCACCUGCUCAGCGACGGAGCUUUAUUUUGUUUUUCAACAUUUGCCCUUGUUUUUUUUUUUAACUUAAGGGUAAAGGUCGGGAGAUGGAAACAAAGCCCCUUUCUCAUAUUUCACUCACCAGCACAUCAUGGUUGGGAAAACCACAGGAUUGGUCAUUUUCACAGAAAAAAAAACGGGCCUGAUGAUCAAUUAAUGUAUUUUUGGAAGCUAUGGAGAACAACCUCAACAGACAAAGGGACUUGUGGAUUUACGACAGAUAUGACCUGAUGGAGGAAACACUGCAAUUUAAGUUGGAGGAAAAUACGGGCCAAAAGAAGUGUCGGCAAAACACUGCAAACAUGUGCAACAAAUGGCAUUGCAUCAAAGAUAACAUCAAAUUCUUUAUAAAAUCAUUUCUAUUUUGUCCAUCAGAUCAAUCAAUCCCCAGUGUACCCGAAUCAAAUACUGUUCCAGCGAGAGGCGUUUGUUUGAAUAGAUGGCAGUUCAUCCAUCGGGAAACAGCUCAAUGUAAUAGUGUCAACAAAAGCAAGAUAACUGAUGUUCAGUUAUAGCAAGCAGACUGAGGUAAAUGUAGGACUUAAUCCGUUUAAAUGGUUGGCCUCAGUUCUGUGGUAAAAAUGCAUCUCCAGACCCAUUGACAAACAGAUUCCUGCCAAAUUUGUAGUACAUUUGGAUGAAAUUGCAUAUUGAGGUGUUUGAUAUGACUUAACUUUUUUUCUAUGUGCUCCUUAAACCAUGGGAACAAAGACCUUCAGUCCACCAACACUUGUCAAUGGGAAGCCUGUGCACAUUUUCCCUAUGCAAAUAUGGCUGUCCAUGCUAUUUUCACUCAAAGCAUUGUUUUAAACAAAUAUGAAUUACCCACAAAAAAAAAAAAAAUCAAACUCAUUUAUUUAUUCUAUUUAGUUUGCAAUGAAGUUCCUCCAGUUCUUGUGACAUAAAAUUGACAUCCACCAAUUCUCAUUUACGUGAGAAAAAAAAGUUAUAUUAUUGUCAUUUUUUUCAUCUGUAGAAGACAAAUUUAGGAUGGAAAAAUGAAAAACUGUUGGGAUCUAAUAUUGUCCUCAUGUGAGAGUUAAACUAAGCAUGAAACCAUGUUAGUUGUAUUUCACUGACUUCCUUUGUUAUUUUCAGCUGAACAACUCAAUGAAUUUAUCAGCCAGCAUGGUUCUUAUGGUCUUACAGAAGCACGUAAAGAUGUGGAUGUGGGGAACCUGAGAUGCAGAAUUAAAGCCAUGCACUUAACAGUUUUGCAGGAUAUUGAUGAGUUCUUGUAAAUAUAAUUUAAAAAGAAAGAAUUAUCUGCAACAAGACUGUCAUUCCAUCUCCUCGACGGAAUAUUGUCAUGAAAUAGAGAAUAGCUGGGAGUUAUUUGUAUGUAUCGAUUGUUAGAAUGAGGAAUGUUAUGUUUACUUCUUAAGCCAAUGCUUCUAUAUUUUAAAAACCGGCAUAAUUGUUUGUUGAAUGCUCAUCGUGUGUGAAUGAAAAUCAAGACAAAUGAAAACACAUUGACCAGUGAAAAAAAUCAUUUCCAACUCACAACAAUUCAACAAGUCAAGUGGAUCACUGUCACGAUCUCAACGCAUGACAGUAUCAAUGUUUUCAAGGGCCUGCUGUGGUGAUACACGAUUUAAAUUCAGGGCAUUGAACUUGCACCUUCAGAACAAACCGGUACAUUUGAAAACAGAAAAUAAGUGAAACGGAGGGAAUGUUUGAAAAGCACUGGAACACUGUGGUUCACAGAUUGUGGCAUACAUUUCACUCAAAUGUUGAGUUUGUCACCCAGAGGUUUAAUUCAAUUGACCAUAACAGUGUGCAAAAAUGUGGUGGACAAAAACCAGAUUCUCAUCAUUUCACGUUGUGACUAUCCAAGCGGCUUGAAUUAUUUAUUCAAUUUGAUUGUGUUCUAAUUUGUGCAUUAAAUCUAUUAAGUGCCAUUUACUUUUUUACACAGUACUCUUGGGUUUAGCAGUUAUAAUUAUUGAUUGUCACCAGUGUAAUGUUUUUGUUGUUAUUUAUUAGUUUGUUCUGUCUUACGCUGAAUUCAUCUGUUUGGUUAAUCCCUCACUGCUCCAGCUGUUUGUUAACAUGAAAUGAGACGCUUCGUCGAGCUCAAGUGAUACUUUUGGUGAAUUCUCUGCUUCAUAAGGAACAGCACAUGAAACUUGAUGUAAAUACUUCAUACAAAUACUUGCAUUCCUGGCUUCUUUGGCAGGUUUUGACGGCAAAAUGAUCAUCAGAUGAAGGUUAAUACAAUUUAAUUCUCAUUUCUUUAUGCAUGGAGCGGGGAUUUACUUUACUUUACUGACUCUCAAUGGUAACUGAAAUUGGCCUCUUCUUGAAACAGCUGUGCCAGAUUCAAUGUUUUACUUCGAAACAACACGUCUUCUCGUCCUCUGAUUACCGCCUUAAUAAAGUGAAUGUUGGAAAUAUACAAAAACAAACAAACAAAAAAAAAACUCAAUGCCUUUCUAAAUGUGUCAUGUUACAACUAUGGAAUAAGAUGCAUUAAAUUACAUUUUGAAACAUCUUCUGAGGUAGGAAAAUCCUUUCAGGUGCGAUAUAGCUGACUACUUUUAUUGUGUAUGACUUGCCUGCUUGUCUGAUGUGUCUGUCAUGUCUGAUCACUGUGAUAGACUUCAACCUGUCACACUCAAAACACUGAAAUAAACAGAAGGAAACUG
Molecule: messenger RNA, 5218 nt
Organism: Synchiropus splendidus (mandarinfish)
Lineage: Eukaryota; Metazoa; Chordata; Actinopteri; Syngnathiformes; Callionymidae
Gene: trim2b
Product: tripartite motif containing 2b
Exons: 14
Coding region: 444-2459 (671 amino acids)
Biological process (GO): negative regulation of translation; proteasome-mediated ubiquitin-dependent protein catabolic process; protein polyubiquitination
Molecular function (GO): protein binding; translation repressor activity; zinc ion binding
Source: RefSeq, a predicted model, not a curated record